AUGGCGCCCAACACUGUCGCCCCUGCCUCUGCACCUAAGAAUGCUACGGCUGCGGCUGCUGCUGCCGCCGCGCUCAAGAAGUCUAUGGCUGCAAGAGCCUUCGCACAGCAUAAUAAUGAGCAGUCUACCAAAUUGGCUCGACAGAUUCUCAACCAUCCAGCGCCUGGCUUUAAAUCAGUAGGCCAUGCGGUUGUAGUUGUGGUUUAUAUCGGUAUCAAUAUAGUGCUAGUAGCCACCAACAUCGAUAAGUCUACUGUAUUCGGGGCAUCAAAACGACUUGGCUGGGUUUCUCUGGCAAAUAUUGCCUUCCUCACUUUUCUAGGUCUAAAGAACACGCCGCUGGCAUUUUUGACGUCGUAUUCUUAUGAGACUCUCAACCCCCUUCACCAGAUCGCCGGCUACACCACGAUUAUAUGUGCGCUCCUUCACGUCAUAUUCCAAUGCGUCACAUUCGACGGGUUCCAUGAGCUUGAGGAGCUAAUCGCACCGGAACAAAUCUCCGGGAUUAUUGCUGCAGUAUCAAUGUUGACGAUCCUCUUUGUGGCCUUGGUUAUGAAGAGGCUGAGAUACGAAGUUUUCUACGUCACUCAUGUCACAAUGUACAUGCUCAUACUAAUCAACGUUGCACUCCAUCGACCGGACUUUGCGAAGAAAACUGUCAUUAUCCCCAUCGUUGCAGCAGGGAUGUGGAUUUGUGAUCGCAUCCUUCGGGCGACCAGGAUCCUGUGGAACAGCAGAGAUAAUCGAGCAACCAUCACUCCUUUGCCUCGAGGAGGGACAAGAAUUGUGUUACGCCGGUCGCCAUCCCGUGCGGUGCCUGGAACUCAUUGCUUCUUGUGGGUCCCAAAGAUCCGCCUCUUCGAAUCGCAUCCUUUCACCAUUGUCAGCACAAGCCCUACAUCUCUGGAACUGGUGAUUUCUGCUUAUGAUGGUUUUACUCAUGAGCUUCACGAAUAUGCGGUGAAGCACCCAGGCAUCUCACUUCGAGCCUCGAUCGAUGGGCCCUACGGUGCACUGCCAAGCUUUGCCAAAGUCGCUGAUAAAAUAGUUCUUAUUGCUGGUGGAAGUGGUGCGUCCUUUACCUUCGGUGUUGCAUUGGAUACGAUUAAGAGGCUUGAAGAAUCGAGCAAGACCACGAUCGACUUUGUGUGGUCAGUUCGGGAGCAAGAUACACUUACUUGGUUCAGCAAAGAAUUGAACGAACUUCGGGCUUCACCUCGCGUUAAUGUUUCUAUCUAUUCAACCCUCCCUGCACCACCCGCUUCAACAGGCUCUCAAACCCCAACCUCACGGGUCGAGGAUGAAAAGACGCCCGAUUUCCCAAUCUCGGCCAUCACCCCGUCGAGCAACACCCAAGAUAUUCCCGACACCGAUGCCGAGAAAGAAGUAGGAUCAGCUAAGGUGAAAGCCACCCCAUGGGACUCUACAACGUCUCUUGAUAUAACAACAGGCCGACCAGAUGUACCUGCCAUAAUCAACAGUAUUGUUGCAGGAUCGAGCAAGGAGGAGAGAAUUGUUAUCGCAGCUUGUGGGCCGCUUGGCAUGAUGAAGGAUGUGAGACGGAGCGCCACGAAGGCCAUCACCGUCUCGGGUCCGAGCAUCGAUUUACAUUUGGAACAAUUUGGAUGGUGA
Messenger RNA from Venustampulla echinocandica, 1632 nucleotides. RefSeq names its product Ferredoxin reductase-like, C-terminal NADP-linked. Gene Ontology annotation, molecular function: ferric-chelate reductase activity. NCBI's taxonomy places the organism in Eukaryota, Fungi, Ascomycota, Leotiomycetes, Helotiales, Pleuroascaceae. Gene Ontology annotation, cellular component: plasma membrane. The transcript has 4 exons. Gene Ontology annotation, biological process: iron ion transport; intracellular iron ion homeostasis; copper ion import. The coding region runs from base 1 to 1632 and encodes 543 amino acids. The record is from RefSeq and is a predicted model, not a curated record.